Messenger RNA from Impatiens glandulifera, 1270 nucleotides. RefSeq names its product 26S proteasome non-ATPase regulatory subunit 7 homolog A. Gene Ontology annotation, molecular function: metallopeptidase activity; protein binding. Gene Ontology annotation, biological process: proteasome-mediated ubiquitin-dependent protein catabolic process. The transcript is spliced from 10 exons. The coding region runs from base 123 to 1055 and encodes 310 amino acids. NCBI's taxonomy places the organism in Eukaryota, Viridiplantae, Streptophyta, Magnoliopsida, Ericales, Balsaminaceae. The record is from RefSeq and is a predicted model, not a curated record. Gene Ontology annotation, cellular component: proteasome complex; proteasome regulatory particle.
CUCUACAAAGACCGUCAAGAACCAACCCUCCCUUCAUUGCUGUUGCAGAGAGAGCUACAAAUCAAAUCAAAGCAAAACAAUCAGCAGAAUUAUCAAAUUGAUUGAGAUUUGAAAUUAUCGCCAUGGAUGUGAUCAAGACGCAACAGGUAUAUGCUCGGACUAUGGAGAAGGUCAUCGUUCAUCCACUAGUUCUACUUAGCAUAGUCGAUCAUUACAAUAGAGUAGCACGAGACACAAGGAAGCGCGUUGUCGGCGUCCUCCUUGGAUCCUCCUCACGCGGCACCGUUGAUGUUACCAACAGCUACGCAGUUCCCUUUGAAGAAGAUGACAAGGAUCCUAGUAUCUGGUUUCUUGACCACAACUACCAUGAAGCAAUGUUUUCUAUGUUCAGAAGAAUUAAUGCCAAGGAGCACGUUGUGGGGUGGUAUAGUACUGGUCCAAAGUUGCGAGAAAAUGAUCUAAAUAUCCACGGGUUAUUCAAUGAUUAUGUUCCCAACCCUGUCUUGGUCAUCAUUGAUGUACAACCUAAAGAGAUGGGAAUUCCAGCCAAAGCUUACUAUGCCAUUGAGGAGGUUAAAGAGAAUGCGACUCAGAAAAGUCAAAAGGUUUUUGUGCAUGUUCCUUCUGAAAUUGCUGCUCAUGAAGUUGAGGAAAUAGGCGUGGAACACUUACUAAGGGAUGUGAAAGACACAACGAUUAGCACCCUUGCAACCGAGGUGACAGGAAAACUUGCAGCCCUGAAGGGAUUGGAUGCACGACUUCAAGAGAUCCGUGGUUAUCUGCAACUUGUCAUUGAUGGGAAACUGCCUUUGAAUCAUGAAAUUCUUUGCCAUUUACAGGAUGUGUUCAAUCUAUUACCAAAUCUAAAUGUGACUGAGCUAGUUAAAGCAUUUGCAGUGAAAACAAACGACAUGAUGUUGGUUAUAUAUCUGUCUUCACUUAUCCGAAGUGUGAUCGCUCUCCACAACUUGAUUAAUAAUAAGAUGCUCAACAAAGAACACGAGAAAGCAGAGGACUCGAAACCAGUGGCUGUACCUGCUGCUGCUGCAAGCUAAGUAAGAAUGUGAACUCGUUUUCUUUCUUUCUUUCUCUUUUGGGUAUUAAUUUGACAAUUUAGAGGAAAGCAAUCCAUCCCCUUUGUGUUGAUUUGUGUCACAAACAAGUAAGAUGUUUCAGUUAGAACAACAAAUUAAUGUUGUUAGAUUGUGUUAUUAUUAUAUGAUGAUACUGAACCAACCAUAAUCUUAUCAUUUCAACUUCAUUUUAUCCA